Messenger RNA from Quercus lobata, 465 nucleotides. RefSeq names its product putative F-box protein At4g05475. NCBI's taxonomy places the organism in Eukaryota, Viridiplantae, Streptophyta, Magnoliopsida, Fagales, Fagaceae. Bases 1 to 465 code for a protein of 154 amino acids. The record is from RefSeq and is a predicted model, not a curated record. The transcript is spliced from 2 exons.
AUGAGUGAAGUGGCUGCAAAACUUCCAUUAUUGUCAAAAGAAUCUCUAGAAGCUGUGGGGCGCUGUUGUCCUCUUUUGAAAUCAAUCAAAUGGAAUCAGCAGUGGUAUACUGCAUAUGGACUUUCUCAGAUAAAGUGUAAUGAGGAGGCAGUUGCUAUUGCAAAGAACAUGCCUGAAUUAUGCCACCUCCAGAUUAUUGGAAAUAAGCUGAUGAAUGAUGGCUUGCUGGCCAUACUUGAUGGAAAUUUGGGAAAAUAUGCUGAACGGAUUAAAGUCUUGCGGCAUCCAGAUGAUUCCACUGAUAACUAUGAAUUUGUCGCUGAUGAUGGAUCUUUUGGUGAAGGCUCGGAUAUUGUUUGUUCCUUAGAUUCCACUUAUGGUGAUGAAGUUGUUGAUGACAUUCACGAUGAUGAAUCUUUUGAUGAUGAUGAUGACUCGGGCUACGACCCCACCAACUCCUACUAA